AUGCUCGGAAAGAAUAUUUCACAUAAGAGCUCAACUGAAGUUUUGGAUAAUCAGGAGGAUGCCGAUAUCGAAGUUUUUGAAUCAGAAUAUCGUACAUAUAGAGAAUCCGAGGCGACAGAAAACAGAGGGGGACUUCUGAAUGAUGAUGAGCAAAAUUGGAAGGUUAAUAAUAGUAAGCAGAAGUUUGAGAUAACAAAAAACGAGCUACCAGAUGUCUUGUACGAUUCUAUUCCAGCGUAUGAGGAAAGCACAGUUACUUUAAAGGAAUACUACGAUCAUUCCAUCAAAAAUAACCUAACCGUGAAAUCAGCGGGGAGCUAUUUCAUCUCUCUUUUUCCCAUUAUAAAAUGGUUCCCUCACUAUAACUUUGCAUGGGGCUAUGCAGAUUUGGUUGCAGGAAUCACAGUUGGGUGUGUGCUUGUACCCCAAUCUAUGUCAUAUGCACAAAUAGCAAGUUUAUCUCCUGAAUAUGGUUUAUACUCCUCUUUUAUUGGUGCUUUUAUAUACUCUUUGUUUGCGACAUCGAAAGACGUUUGUAUUGGCCCAGUCGCUGUUAUGUCGCUACAAACAGCCAAAGUCAUUGCUGAGGUUUUGAAAAAAUAUCCCGAGGAUCAGACGGAAGUUACGGCUCCUAUCAUUGCAACUACACUUUGUUUGCUUUGUGGGGUUGUCGCAACUGGAUUGGGUAUACUGCGCUUGGGCUUUUUGGUGGAACUGAUUUCUCUAAAUGCCGUUGCUGGUUUCAUGACAGGUUCCGCAUUCAAUAUUAUUUGGGGCCAGGUUCCUGCUCUUAUGGGAUACAACUCAUUGGUGAAUACUAGAGAAGCAACGUAUAAGGUUGUAAUUAACUCCCUAAAACACUUACCAAACACAAAGUUAGACGCUGUUUUUGGUUUGAUUCCGUUGGUGAUCCUAUAUGUAUGGAAAUGGUGGUGCGGGACAUUUGGUAUAACUUUGGCAGACAGAUAUUAUCGAAAUCAACCAAAGGUGGCAAAUAGACUGAAAUCCUUCUAUUUCUACGCACAAGCUAUGAGAAACGCCGUCGUUAUAAUUGUUUUCACUGCCAUAUCGUGGAGUAUAACAAGGAACAAGUCCUCAAGCGAGCGUCCUAUCAGUAUUUUAGGGACAGUUCCCUCGGGUUUAAACGAGGUGGGAGUUAUGAAAAUCCCAGAAGGUUUGCUAUCUAAUAUGAGUUCAGAGAUACCUGCUUCAAUUAUUGUUCUGGUGUUAGAACACAUCGCUAUUUCAAAGUCCUUUGGUAGAAUUAACGACUAUAAAGUCGUCCCUGACCAAGAACUUAUUGCGAUUGGUGUGACAAACUUGAUAGGAACAUUUUUCCACUCAUACCCAGCAACAGGGUCAUUUUCCAGAUCUGCUUUGAAAGCAAAAUGUAAUGUGCGCACCCCAUUUUCUGGGGUAUUCACAGGAGGUUGUGUUUUAUUAGCACUUUAUUGCUUAACUGACGCUUUCUUUUUCAUUCCCAAAGCGACAUUAUCAGCGGUUAUUAUUCAUGCUGUUUCUGACCUACUAGCCUCAUACAAAACCACCUGGACCUUUUGGAAGACCAACCCGUUAGAUUGCAUUUCAUUCAUCGUCACGGUAUUCAUUACAGUGUUUUCAUCUAUUGAAAACGGUAUAUAUUUCGCAAUGUGUUGGUCAUGCGCAAUGUUACUAUUGAAACAGGCAUUCCCUGCCGGCAAAUUCCUUGGCCGUGUUGAGGUGGCAGAAGUAUUAAAUCCAACAGUACAAAACGGCGUUGACGCUGUGAUAUCAUCUAAUGAAUUACCUAAUGAACUGAGUAAACAAGGGAAGUCUACCUUUGAGGUUUUACCAGCUCCUGAGUAUAAAUUUAGUGUAAAGUGGGUUCCAUUUGAUCAUGGAUACUCACGAGAAUUGAACCGCAACACCACAGUUCGCCCGCCACCACCGGGUGUCAUAGUUUAUCGUUUGGGUGAUAGUUUUACUUACGUAAACUGUUCGAGGCAUUAUGACAUUAUAUUUGAUCGCAUUAAGGAAGAAACAAGGCGGGGCCAACUUGUAAGCUUAAGGAAAAAGUCCGACCGACCAUGGAAUGAUCCUGGUGAGUGGAAAAUGCCACAUUCUCUCAAAGCGCUAUUUAAGUUUAAACGUCAUUCAGCAACGACAGAUAAUGAGCUACCGAUUUCAAAUGGCAGCAGUAACGGAGAAUCAUAUGAAAAGCCUCUACUGAAAGUUGUCUGCCUAGAUUUUUCCCAAGUUGCCCAAGUAGAUUCAACAGCUGUUCAAAGUCUUGUUGACCUGAGAAAGGCUGUAAAUAGGUAUGCAGAUAGACAAGUCGAAUUUCAUUUUGCCGGAAUUAUAUCACCAUGGAUUAAAAGAAGUCUAUUGAGUGUUAAAUUCGGAACUACAAAUGAGGAGUUCAGUGACGACUCUAUUAUCGCUGGCCAUUCUAGUUUUCACGUUGCAAAAGUUUUAAAGGAUGAUGUGGAUUAUACUGAUGAAGACAGCCGUAUAAGCACUUCUUACAGUAACUAUGAAACAUUAUGUGCUGCGACUGGGACAAAUUUACCGUUUUUUCAUAUCGAUAUACCCGAUUUUUCUAGGUGGGAUGUAUAG
Messenger RNA from Saccharomyces paradoxus, 2595 nucleotides. RefSeq names its product sulfate permease (gene SUL1). The transcript has a single exon. Bases 1 to 2595 code for a protein of 864 amino acids. Gene Ontology annotation, biological process: transmembrane transport. Gene Ontology annotation, molecular function: secondary active sulfate transmembrane transporter activity. The record is from RefSeq and is a predicted model, not a curated record. Gene Ontology annotation, cellular component: membrane. NCBI's taxonomy places the organism in Eukaryota, Fungi, Ascomycota, Saccharomycetes, Saccharomycetales, Saccharomycetaceae.